AGAUUUGCCCGCAAAUGCCUUUUAUUUUCUCGCAUACGAGUAUAUACAAGAUAAGGCCAAAGAGCAGACUGGCAGCGAAAAGGUCAGCGUUGCGUCAACGAUUUUUGCUGGUGGCGCCGCUGGUAUAGCUUAUUGGUUGGUCGGUAUGCCAGCCGAUGUGCUUAAGAGCAGGCUACAAACGGCACCUGCCGGCACAUAUCCAAAAGGUGUGCGUAGCGUUUUCAAGGAUCUUAUGCGUACGGAUGGUCCUUUGGCGCUGUAUCGUGGUGUUACACCGAUUAUGUUGCGUGCCUUCCCAGCAAAUGCUGCCUGUUUCUUUGGCAUCGAAUUAGCCAAUGAUGCUUAUGAUGCGAUCGCUGCAUUAUUUUAACUAAAAAACUUUCGCUAAAAGACUAAUGAAUUUUUUUUCUGAAGAACACCAAAAUCCCAACAGUGCACUUAUAUAUUUACGAAGUCGCGAUAGUUUAUUUUUUUAUAAUAGAAAUUAUUUUAAUUAUAAGCGAUUAUUAUGUUCACAUUGUUAUUAUAGUAGCACUAGUAGAAAACUAAACUUUUUUAUGCCUAGAAAAUUAAAAAGAUGGGAAGAAAAUA
Molecule: messenger RNA, 591 nt
Organism: Rhagoletis pomonella (apple maggot)
Lineage: Eukaryota; Metazoa; Arthropoda; Insecta; Diptera; Tephritidae
Product: congested-like trachea protein
Biological process (GO): mitochondrial transport; carnitine transmembrane transport
Cellular component (GO): mitochondrial envelope
Molecular function (GO): O-acyl-L-carnitine transmembrane transporter activity
Source: RefSeq, a predicted model, not a curated record